AUGCAUUCAAUACUGUUUGUUGCAAUCCUCGGAGCCAUGGCUGUCGUCAAUGCUGCUCCAGCAUCUACAACUGUAAACCCCGAUGCAGUUACAGGAACAACGUGUACCGAUCCUUCAACAACUCUUGUAUCUCAUGAUAUCAACGUGGCUCUUCUCGGAAUUUGUGGAGGUAUAGCAGGGACUAUUCAACAAUGCGGUGGCGAGCCUACGUCAACAACCGGAGAAUCGGGCACUGCUCUCUUGAAACUCAAUGCUGCUACAUCUGGCCAGACAAUUGAUAUCACGAAAGGUAGAUGGGAAGGAUGUAUGAGAGCAGCGAGAGCGGUGUGCGGAGAUAGUCCUUUCACCAGUACUUGCAUUGGUGGAGCGAAGGUGAAUGCUGGCAAUGUAGACUUCGAACUUUCUGCCGCAUAA
Botrytis deweyae is the source of this 414-nucleotide messenger RNA. RefSeq lists its product as uncharacterized. Lineage: Eukaryota; Fungi; Ascomycota; Leotiomycetes; Helotiales; Sclerotiniaceae. The coding region runs from base 1 to 414 and encodes 137 amino acids. The transcript has 3 exons. The record is from RefSeq and is a predicted model, not a curated record.